Molecule: messenger RNA, 2073 nt
Organism: Photinus pyralis (common eastern firefly)
Lineage: Eukaryota; Metazoa; Arthropoda; Insecta; Coleoptera; Lampyridae
Product: facilitated trehalose transporter Tret1-2 homolog
Exons: 9
Coding region: 175-1872 (565 amino acids)
Biological process (GO): transmembrane transport
Cellular component (GO): membrane
Molecular function (GO): transmembrane transporter activity
Source: RefSeq, a predicted model, not a curated record
AAACCGAAGCCAAGUAGUCGUAGUGUCUGCCAGUUCGCCGCACAAACUCGGUCCGUUUGUUUUUUUUUCCUCGUCCUAAAAACUAAAGUUCUUUGUGCCCAUCGAAGAAUUUGUUACAAUUUCUAUGACAACUCUUGCCGAAUUUCAAGAAUUUGAGGGAGUUCGCUUGUCAAGAUGGAUCCCAUUAGUGCCAGUUGUUUCAGUCUUCAUCUCGAAGAGAACGCCAAGGCAAUUUUGGAAGAGCAGAAACAGGAAGAGCAAUUUAGUGCGAUUAUAGUUAGUUGUAAAUCUCUCAGCUAUUAUGAGGGGAAAAAGUUCAAAGCAGUAUUACCUCAGAUCCUUGCCGUAGCAAUCGCCGCCACCUUUCACAUAGUGGUCGGCAUGUCGCUGGCCUAUUCGGCAAUCUUGCUACCUCAAUUAGAAGAAUCUCAAAAUGUUACCGGCAGCAUACAGGUGACAAAGACGGAAGGGUCUUGGAUAGCUAGCGUCCUUGUCAUCUUCACACCUGCCGGAGCGCUUGUAGCCGGUGUAAUUAUGGAUGCCAUCGGCAGACUGAAUAUGUUAAAGUUAGCGUCUAUCCCAUGCGUUUUGGGGAACGUACUUAUCGCGAUGGCAACUAACGUCCCGAUGAUACUGAGCGGACGAAUUCUUCUGGGUAUCGGUUCGGCGUGGGCGACGAGUCCGGCGAUCGUCUACAUUACCGAAAUUGCCAAGGCGGACUUGCGCGGUUCGCUCAUCUCGAUGGCGCCCGGCUUUGCGUCGCUAGGCAUGGUGCUCGUUUACCUCAAAGGCUGGUUUCUCGACUGGCGUCUCGUCGCGUGGCUCACCAAUAUCUACGUCGUGGUUCCGGCGAUUCUGAUCAUGUUCAUACCGGAAAGUCCCGCCUGGCUCGUGUCGAAGGGGCGCAUUGAGCAGGCGCGAAAGUCGCUCGAGUGGAUCAAUCGGUUUCAGCCGCAGCCCGAGCAUAAGUCGGAGUCGUUCGCCGAAAUGCAACUCGCCUACCUGCAAAAGGAGCACAUGAUCAAAAAGGAACAGGAGGCGCAGUCGCUCGGCGGCAACGGCGUGCUGAGGAAGCUUAAGAUGUUCGCACGGCCGACCGCUUGCAAGCCGCUGGUCAUUUUGACCGGUUUGUUCUUCUUCCAGCAGUUCUCGGGAAUCUACAUCACCCUGUUUUAUGCGGUGACGUUUUUUAAGGAUAUUGGAAGCACGAUCAAUCCUUACUUAGCUUCCGUCUUCAUCGGCACCGUGCGCUUCGUAAUGUCGAUCGCGAACACCUGGUUCAUGCGCCGCUUCCGUCGGCGAACCCUAAUCGCCGUCAGUUGCGCAGGCAUGGCGGUCUGCAUGUGCGUUUCCGCGUUGUUCACCAAAUGGAUCCAAGACCGCACCACGACGCACACCUGGGUACCCGUCCUAAUGCUUCUCCUCUACGUCGUCGCCUCAAUGCUCGGCCUCCUAUCCAUACCGUGGACGAUGACCGCCGAACUCUUCCCGCUCGAAAUCCGCGGCGUCGCGCACAGCAUCUCCUACAGUCUCGCCCAACUGCUGAUGUUCGCCUCGAUCCAGUGCUACUACGACCUGACGAACCUCGUCGGCGGAUCGUCCGGCCUCCAGUACUUCUUCGCGGCCGUCUCACUCGGCGCGUUGCUCUACAGCUUCAUUUUCCUGCCGGAGACGCAUCGGAAGAAGCUGAAGGACAUCGAGGCGUACUUCGUCGACAACACCGCGUACUACUCGCUGACGUGCUGCAAGCCGAAAAGCAACGCGGCGGAUAACCGGCAGCGCAAGCCGAUCGUGAGGAACCCGCGCGUUGCCAGCAAGCAUGCCAAAAUGCCCAAGGGCGAAAUCGAAAAGAUUCUCUUGAGCCGAGCGUAAGCCAACUUAAGUAUUAUAGCGAGCACGACAACAAAUUAGUAAUACAUGACAAAUAAUAUAGGUAGUAUUGAUUAAGGGCGAUAAUUACGUGAUUUAUUUAUUUAGAUUAUGGUUUAGAAGUACUUAUAUGUAGUUUUUUUCGUUAUGUAUUGAUGUGUUUGUGAUAAUUUCUGAAAAUAUACAAUUUUGUAUGAUUUAUUA